This is a messenger RNA of Neopsephotus bourkii (Bourke's parrot), 2088 nucleotides long. RefSeq names its product alkaline ceramidase 2 (gene ACER2). NCBI's taxonomy places the organism in Eukaryota, Metazoa, Chordata, Aves, Psittaciformes, Psittacidae. Gene Ontology annotation, cellular component: membrane. Bases 1191 to 1871 code for a protein of 226 amino acids. Gene Ontology annotation, molecular function: hydrolase activity, acting on carbon-nitrogen (but not peptide) bonds, in linear amides. Gene Ontology annotation, biological process: ceramide metabolic process. The transcript is spliced from 6 exons. The record is from RefSeq and is a predicted model, not a curated record.
AUAAACUGUGUGGGUGAUGGCUGUUUCUAAAUAUUUUAAUGAAAUCUUGAAAGCCAAGACUUUGGAAUGAAACACAGCUUGCCUGUUGAGGAGAUACCUUUAGUGUGAGGAAAGGUAUCUGAUGUGAAGUAGAUGGUGUUGAGAAAUUGCUUCUGUAGUCACUGUCAUUUUGGAUGGCAGCUUAGGAGUAUACUUUGAUAGGCCUUGCAAAUGUUAAAUAGACAUGUCUUUUAACCAUCAUAAUCUGUGUCCUCAGACCAUGUUGAGUUUUGGAGCACAGUAUGUAAAUGAACAAAUGCCUUUUUUGUGUUUUGGUCUUGAAUCCUUUCUCCACCAGAUUUUCAUUAAUGUCAAGGGAAGUAGGUCUCUUCAAAGAAGGGACCUGUCCCAAAGGAGUGUUCUUUCCCAGUUGUUUUCUGCAUCUGCUUUAGGGAAUGUUGCUGGGAAUUACUUUCUCUUGUGCUUGGGAUAUGUGGGGGAAGGUGAGGAAACUGGGACUGGCGAAUUCAUCCUGUUCCAUUGUGAAUCAGCAGUAGAGCCUUUCCGUAAGUACCUAGUUAUAGUGCCACAGCUGGCCCUCAGCUCUGGCAGCUCCUUCUGGAGAGAACCAAGUGGUAACUGCAGUGAGAGCUCCUGACAAUUGCCAAUAAAGUGUUUUCAGCCUUUAAAUAGAGAGACAUGUUUUAAAUUGUUGGUAAGCAGGAGAAAUAUGUUUUUGUUGAACUUUCACAUAUUAAAUUAAAGUCCCUAACAGUAGUUCGAAUUCUAAGCCUUUUCACCUUCCUAUAACCAGUUUUCGAUCAUAUUCAGUUGUUUUUGUAAUGGAGAAUCAAGAGAAAAAAAUGAAUUUUAAAAGGAUUUGCAGCUUUGGGCUCUCUUUUCACUACAUGAAAUGGGUUCUAACUUUUAGCUUGGUUUUGAAUUCCAGCUUCCAGACAAUAGUUACUGCUCAGUGAAUUGAAUGCCACAAAGCUUGAUUUACUCAGUACUUACACUGCUUUUUACAUGCUAGGCUUGACAGCCACUUAGAGGAAAGGUCACUUGUCAGGACAUCCUGUUCCUCAGUUGCUUGUUCUUGUCAGCUUCCUGAAUUGCAACAGUUGAGUAUUUGUAAACUCCCAAGAAAAUUCCUCUGGGAUUAGAUUUAAGAGAUAAGCAACGUCUUGUUUUUUGUUUUACCGCCCAUAUGUAUGUGCUUGUUCCGUCAAUAUGCAACCUGUUUCAACAGUGGAAUAUAUUUAAUAUGGACUCUGCUAGUUGUGGUUGGAAUUGGAUCUGUUUACUUUCACGCCACCCUCAGUUUCCUGGGCCAGAUGCUGGAUGAGCUGGCUAUUCUCUGGGUCCUGAUGUGUGCUCUUGCCAUGUGGUUCCCUAGGAGAUACCUGCCUAAAGUUUUUCGGAAUGACAGGAGCCGAUUUAAAGCUGCCGUAGGUGUCCUGUCUGGAGUUACUACCUGCCUUGCCUUCAUUAAGCCUGCCAUCAACAGCAUCUCACUAAUGACUCUGGGUGUUCCCUGCACAGCUUUGCUCGUUGCUGAGUUGAAGAGGUGUGAAAACCUGCGUGUGUACAAACUGGGCCUCUUUUCAGGUCUUUGGUGGAUGCUAGCACUUUUCUGCUGGAUCAGUGACAAAGCAUUUUGUGAGAUCUGGUCCUCAUUUAAUUUCCCUUAUUUGCACUGUGUAUGGCACAUUUUGAUCUGUCUUGCGGCGUACCUGGGUUGCGUCUGCUUUGCUUACUUCGAUGCUGCCUCUGAGAUCCCCGAGCAGGGCCCCGUCAUAAAGUUCUGGCCCAGUGAAAGAUGGGCAUUCAUUGGGGUUCCCUACGUCAUCCUCCUCUGUGCACACAAGAAAGCACCUGUGAAGGUCACAUGAAGUUAGCCACGGAACACGGAUGGAGAUGCAACUUAUAUUCCAGCACAGACAAUAUUUAAAUGAUGAUAAUUGAAUAGGGUUGUAUUUUAUCUUCUUCCUAAGGUAUGCAGCACUUCAGGUGUCAUAGAAAGAGGAAGCAAGUGUGCUCUAUCCUCUCUGGAGAGGAGAGAGGAAGCAGGAAGGUGGAGGCCCUCAAACACUAAAGUAACCACUGCCU